UUUGCCGUCUCUACCCGUCAGAAAGGAAAAUACCAUACAUUACAUUGGUCAGAGAUGUCGAAUAUCAAAACCACAGAAAGAAAAGAGAAUGACGAGAAAGACUCGAAAAUUCCAUGCGAAGUAUGUGGCGUCCUUUUUAAGAAAUGUUCAUAUUUGAAGAUCCACAUGAAGAAAUAUCAUGCUAAAUCUAUAGAUAUUCCUGAGACUUCCGAGAUCAAGACAAAUAGAAGGUGUAGUAAUAGUGAUAGUGACAGUGAUUGGGAUGAAGACCCCAAAAUAAGCAUUGAUGAAGAGUAUAUUCAUGUUGAGGAGAGAAAUGAAAAGCCUAAAAAAUGAAGACAACAGAAAAGAUGAUGAUUCCGAUGAUAAGGAUGCAUUUCUUAAACCAGAGAAGUCAGCUGAUCGAGGUAAAGGGCCUUUUAUAAGGAAGGAUACAAAACCAAAAUUGUUUAUUCCUAAGAGAAAGUUUCCAAUGAUGGAAAAAACGAAAGAGUUGUAUAAGAAGCUGAAGAUGGACGACAGGUCUUGCAGUGAUAAAGAGGAUAGUAACAUGAAGGUUACUAAGAACGUUAACAUUGAUUGUCAGAUGAGUAUGGAGGAUGAUAACAGUGCGACGAAUGAAAUAUGCAUUAAAGUUGGGAAUAAGAAGGUAUUCCAGAGUUUUGAGACUAUUACUUGUAGAAAACAAGAACGACAGCAGUCUGUAAAUUUGGGAGACUAUAUCCAAGGAGAUAUUUUGAUAAGACCAGAUGACAUUACAGUGACAAAGAAGACAUCCGGUGGAAAAUGCUUGCUAGGAAUUGAAAUUCAGGCAGGACGAGAGUAAUGCUUCUGCAAGCAUUAUGAAACUAUAGUUUAUUUAUGAACUGUUUAAAAACACACGAUACUUUAACAGUUUACAAUGUUUUCAGCUGUGUUUUAUUUUAUUAUUCAUGCAUAUAGAUAUAUGUGAAUACAUCAGAGAAAGUGCAUAAGUUUUGUUUAUAUAUUUCAGUAAUUAAUCAAAGUGUUUUAAAACAUGCGGGACGCAUGUAGACGGAGGCGUGGGUAAUGUGACGGAUACUCACCUAAUGCUUUUAAAUAGGAGUCGUAAC
Molecule: messenger RNA, 1094 nt
Organism: Mercenaria mercenaria
Lineage: Eukaryota; Metazoa; Mollusca; Bivalvia; Venerida; Veneridae
Exons: 2
Coding region: 287-826 (179 amino acids)
Source: RefSeq, a predicted model, not a curated record